GUGUGGAGAAAUGAAACACAAAUACACUUCCUGUGAAAUCUUCUCUACAGAAAAAUACAUUGUUCAUUGCACAACACUUUUUUUUUUUUUACGAAAUAUAAUUGUUUGCAAAUAAAUUAAAAAUAUACAGAAUAUGCUUUUAAGCUGGAUGUUUCAUAUAAAAGCAAAAUACACUCAGACGCACUAUAAUUUUAAACAUCCAAGUAACUUUUAAAAAGGUAAUUAUUUUAUUAAUCAUGCUAUUAUUAAAAGUCUUGCUAAAAAGUCACAGAAACAUGAAAAUGUGCUUUACAAAUUAGUCCAUAAAAAUAAUAAUUAAAAAAACUAGUAAUAAAAACCAUUCCUCUCCUCAUAAAAAAGAUUUUUCUGUAGCUAUGAUUUUCUGUAAAAAAAAAAUAAAAAAAAACUAUUAAUAAGGAAAACUGGCAGAUUCCCAGGAAGCCUGUUGAGAGCACUGCUAACAGCAGAUUAGCCCUACACACUGUCCGGUCUGUGUGCAUGUCUAAAGUGGGAUUACUCGGCAGAUCAUACAACCGGAGUAAUAAGAAGUAGUGACAUAUGCAUCACAAGGCAGUCACAAUGCAUGGGCAUGGGGUCAGCAGGACUGUCGAGCACUGGGUGUAACUGGGGACGGUGGAAGAGGAAGCAGAGGUGGCCCCAGAGCCUUCUGCGUGUGUGGGUCUUUGUAUACUUUUUUCCCGUCAGAGGCAGCCAAGCGCAGCCAAAAAGGCAGUUCCUUGGCAGGCCUUAAUGGCAGUAUGAUGUAGUCUGUUGUGACUAGUACAUUCCUUUCAGGUUAAACGAAAUUGCAUUGUGUUCAAAUUCCAAGUUGCAUAAAUGUUUUAUUGCCACAAGUGCAUUUAGUCCUCAAGCAGCUGAGGUGGGGAGGGUUGGUUGGUUUGUGUAUUAGAGAGAGAGAGAGAGAGAGAGAGAGAGAGAGAGCAAACGGGAGAGAAGAGAGAAGACAGACAGGAACCAUCAGAAGAAACACUCUCGCUCUCUUAGAAAAAAAAAAACUUCACCAGUCUGAAGCUGAUCCGCUGUGACAGACUUAGAAGGAUUCCACUUUUCCUAAACUGUGACUGUUUAAAAAAUCACAUAGUCCAGAAAAUUAGUAGCUGAAGAAAAUAUGACAAGACACACGCAAAAUGGGGUUGGGAGGUAGAAAGAGAGAGAGAGGAGGAACAGGAAUGUGCCAGAGCCGAGUUGAAGCUGCCUCCUGCUUGUGUAAACUGCCAGAUUUCCCCAGAGCUGUGUUUUUGUGCAGUCUGCUUGAAGGCCAGGAGUGAUCUGUUAACUGUACACUACUGACUGGGAGGCCAAAGCAGCUCAUGGCCAUCCGCUGCACACUGGUAAACUGCACAUGUGAAUGUUUCCAGCCUGGGAAGAUUAACCUGCGUACCUGUGACCAGUGUAAACAUGGCUGGGUGGCACAUGCGCUGGACAAGCUCAGCACCCAACACCUGUACCACCCGACGCAGGUGGAGAUCGUGCAGUCCAACGUGGUGUUUGACAUCAGCAGUUUGAUGCUGUACGGCACGCAGGCGGUGCCUGUGCGCCUCAAGAUCCUGCUGGACCGGCUCUUCAGCGUGCUCAAACAGGAAGAGGUGCUGCACAUCCUGCACGGCCUGGGCUGGACGCUGCGGGACUACGUCCGGGGCUACAUCCUUCAGGAUACUGCAGGCAAGGUGCUGGACCGCUGGGCCAUCAUGUCCCGGGAAGAAGAGAUUAUUACCCUCCAGCAGUUCCUGAGGUUCGGGGAAACCAAAUCCAUUGUGGAGCUGAUGGCAAUUCAAGAAAAAGAAGGUCAGGCUGUGACUGUGCAAUCUUCAAAGGUAGACUCCGAUAUCAGGACUUUCAUCGAAAGCAACAACCGCACCAGGAGCCCCAGUCUCUUGACGCACUUGGAAAACAGUAACCCUUCCAGUAUACACCACUUUGAGAACAUCCCCAACAGCCUGGCUUUUCUCCUUCCCUUCCAGUACAUCAACCCUGCCUCCGCCCCUUUGCUGGGGCUGCCCCCUAAUGGCCUUAUGCUAGAACAGCCAGGGCUCAGGCUGCGGGAGCCGAACCUACCGGCCCAGAGCGAGCCCAACGAAAGCAGUGAGUCAGACAUCUCUCUCUCGCCAUAUGUCUGCAAUGGCCAGAGCCCCAAUCGCAGUGCCCUGAGUAGCAUCACCAACAUGGUAGAGCCCAAGUCAGAGCCCAGUAGCAUUUCCCCUCUACCGCCUCAGCACUCAUCCGCUAGCAUGAAUGACCACAGCCUGGUGAAGACGGAGCAAUCCAAGAGCAUCUCAUCCUCCUUCUCCUCCAAGAUGAACCGAAUGCGCAGGAUGGGUUGCACCUCCCGGAAGGGCCGGGUAUGCUGCAAUGCCUGUGGGAAGACCUUCUAUGACAAAGGUACGCUCAAGAUCCAUUACAAUGCUGUCCACCUGAAGAUCAAGCAUCGGUGCACCAUCGAGGGCUGUAACAUGGUCUUCAGCUCCCUGCGCAGCCGCAACCGCCACAGCGCCAACCCCAACCCCCGGCUGCACAUGCCAAUGCUGAGGAACAACAGGGACAAGGACCUCAUCCGCUCCAACUCUGGGUCUGCAACUUCCGUCAUCUCCAGCACCAAGAGUAGCCUGACCCUCACAAGCCCUGGGCGUCCCCCCAUGGGCUUUACCACCCCUCCCCUAGACACAGUCCUUCAAUCGCCACUGCAGAACUCUCUGGUAUUCCCCUCUUUGAAGACAGUGCAGUCAGUUCCUCCAUUCUACAGAAGUCUAAUGACACCAGGAGAGAUGGUCAGCCCGUCAGUUUCUCUGCCCACCAGCCCUGUAAUGCCCACCCCAACCAUGACCAACAGUACCACCGUGUUGAUGGACCAGCAACAGAUGUCCAACCCCAACCACCUUCCUCUUACCACUGAGACCAUGUCAACAGCACACAAUGUGGCCCUCCCAAGCAGCCAGGACCCUUACAUUGCUGACCCCAUGCCCAAGAAAAAGCCUAGAAAGUCCAGCAUGCCGGUGAAGAUCGAAAAGGAGGUAAUCGAUGUGGCAGAAGAGUUUGACGAGGAGGAUGAGGAGGAAAAUGACAAUGACGACAGGGCUGUUAACAACCAAGGCUGCCACCAUCAUCACCCUUACCACCUUCAUCAUCAUCCACAUCACCACAGCAACAACAUCAACAGCAUCAACAGCAACAACAACAACUGUCACCACUCCUCCCAGGACGAGAUGAGCCCCGGCCUGGCAUUGAAAAGCAUGCUGCGUCAGGACCAGGAAGACCUGAGGAGCACAGGUGGCUCUGAGAUGCGAUGUAUGGACAGCUUCACCUCCGAGGACCAGGACCAUGAGCGGGACUUUGAGAACGAGUCGGAAACCUCAGAGACCAAGAUGUGCUGCGGUGACGAGUCAAUGGAAAUUGAAGAGCAGCAGCCGCAACGUCACCACCACCACCACCACCACCACCAUCAUCACCACCAGAAUCUGAGCAGCAAAGAGGUAUUGAAGCAGGCACAUCAGGAGCAGGUGGAGGAGGAGGAGAACCAUCUAAGUGAAAAACUGGAGGACAAGCACAACUCCUCCCCUUCCCCACACCAGCCGGUCAUUAAGAUUAAAGAGGAGCUGGCUGACCCCACCUACGACAUGUUCUACAUGAGCCAGUACGGGCUGUACAAUGGGGGAGGAAGUGCUGUGGCAGCUGCGGCUGCUGCUAGCAUGGCAGCCUUGCAUGAGACCUUUGUCUCCUCUAUGGGCUACGGCGGCAGCCCCCAGAAGUUCUCCUCCUCUGAUGGAGACCCCAAGAUCUGCUACGUCUGCAAGAAGAGCUUCAAAAGCUCGUACAGUGUCAAGCUGCACUACAAGAACGUGCACCUGAAGGAGAUGCAUGUCUGCACAGUGGCUGGCUGCAACGCUGCCUUCCCAUCGAGAAGAAGCAGAGACAGGCACAGUGCUAACAUCAACCUGCAUCGCAAACUGCUGACCAAAGAACUUAAUGAUAUGGGGAUGGACACUCACCACACAUCCCUCCCCAAGGAAUUGCGUGACGAGUUCCUGGCCAAGAUAUAUGGUGCUCACCACAUGGGUUUGGAGGGCAGCGGCGGCCGGGAUGAGGCAAGCUCUCCAGCCGGCACCGAAUACUCGCAGACCAACGGCUACUGUGGAGGCCCUGCUGACGACUACAUGGUGCUGGACCUCAGCACCGCUUCCAGCAUCCAGUCCAGCAGCAGCAUCCACUCCUCACGAGAGUCCGACGAGGGCAGCGAUGAGGGAAUACUGCUUGACGACACUGACGGGGACAGCGACUGCGAGGCGUCCUCCCACAAGGCUGAGGGGCUGGCCCUGGAAGUGACGGCGGAAACAGGAGUGGGCAGCAGCCAGGGCCUGCUUGAAUCCUCUUCUCCCACACUCCACUUGGCUUCCACCAGCAAUGGCGGGAUCAUGUGCAACAUCUGUCACAAAAUGUACAGCAACAAGGGGACGCUGCGGGUACACUACAAAACCGUACACCUGCGGGAGAUGCACAAGUGCAAAGUGCCCGGCUGCAAUAUGAUGUUCUCUUCAGUGCGCAGCCGCAACCGACACAGCCAGAACCCUAACCUCCACAAAAACGUUCCUUUUGCAUCUGUAGUAGAGUAGCUACCCCAACCCCAACCCUAAACCCCAUUUCCCUGUACCAGGACCAUCGAUUUACACAAGACUGGCCUCUUGCACGGAUGGCCUCUUUUGGA
Messenger RNA from Acipenser ruthenus (sterlet), 4717 nucleotides. RefSeq names its product zinc finger protein basonuclin-2-like. The record is from RefSeq and is a predicted model, not a curated record. The coding region runs from base 1332 to 4625 and encodes 1097 amino acids. Gene Ontology annotation, cellular component: nucleus. Gene Ontology annotation, biological process: regulation of DNA-templated transcription. The transcript is spliced from 5 exons. Lineage: Eukaryota; Metazoa; Chordata; Actinopteri; Acipenseriformes; Acipenseridae.